UGCUUUUAAAAUCUCCUCAGCUGACUGUGGUGUUCAGCCAAGGCUGAAGCGCAGCCCGCUGUCUUAGGCCCCGCUGAGCUGGAAGGGGUGUCAGAGCUGGACCUCUCGUGGCCCCCUUGGUGUCUGGGUCACCCUGGGUUUGCCAGGGCUCAGGAGGGUCGUCAGGUUGGCAAGUCUAGGUAUUGUCGGCUCCCGAUCAGGAGAUAUAGGGUUGGAGAAAGGACAUGGGCCUUCCAAAAACUAGAUGUCAGUUAACCAUCAAGGGUGGACACUUAUUCCCUCCCCGUAGGCGUCCUCGCUGGGGAAGAAAUGAGGUCGGGCGAUUGCUUGGGGAGCUUGACGGGACAAAGGUAGCUGGGAUGUUGUUGGUGAGGACUGUCGUCGGGCGAGUCACCGAGUCCGGUGGAUUUGCUUGCCCUGCUCGAGGACCAGGGCUGUGUUCUUACAGCGCUGGGGUUAUAUCAUCCCUAUAGAGUCCUGAAGACGGUGGUUCACGUGACUUAGGACUUGAUCAGAUAUCUGGGUUUCUUUUAUAACCCGUGUCUUAGGGUAGCCUGUUUAAACUUAUGGCAGAGCUCAUCUAUUGCACAGAUUUUAAAUUUGGGGGCUGUUAGUAUUUUUUCCUUAUUCAUAAAUUCUGAGGGUAUUUUACAGCAGUCCUGUAUAUGAAAUUAGAGAAUUUCUUUUUUGUUUCAUUAACAGUUUUUUAAGGUAUAAUGUGUAUACCAUAAAUUCACCUAUUUUAAUUGUAGGAUUCUAUGGUUUUUAGCGUAUUUACAGAGUUCUGCGACCAUCACUUUUGUUUCUGGUAGUUAACUUCUUUACCAUUCUUAAAGUUUGCCCAAGUGGACACGUAUAGGCACAAACUUAAUAUAUAAUAUGAUAUAGUAGUAUACUGGUAUUAUAAGGACCUUAGAACACAUACUCUCAUAUUGUGUGGUACCUGAACAAGGGAAGUUAAAAGGAAAAUUGAAGUCAAUGAUUCUGGCUUGUUUUGAUCCACCUCAUGAAGUGGUUUCCACCAGGAACCCAGUCAUAUACAACAAAAGGGCAGCUGACCCAGUCCAUUCUGACCUUGGUCGUUUGUUGGUGAAAAACAAGAAUCUUUUAACUGAGCUAAGAAAUCUUCAAAAAAAACUUUCCAUAAAAGAAACUUCACUGCAAGAGAUGAAGACUGAGCUAGAAAGUUACAAAGAAAAUAAUAUGCAACAGUUGUUCCAGAUAAUGUCCCUGAAAGAUGAUAUCAAGGACCUACAGGAACUUACUGCUUCUCUAACCAGAAUUAAAUCUUUGAAAAACACCAAUAUACAGAGUCUUAAAAGAGGCAACUGGGAUUUAACUGAACGAAUUAUGGAACUAGAAAACCAGAUAAGGGCACAUCUGCUUGAAAGAGAAAAGGCAGAGCAAAGAGAUUUUCUGGAGAAAAAGUUCUCAGGUGCUAACAGAUUCACCCCUUAUAUGUAUAUGAAAGGACAAGAAGAAUCCUUGGAUAUUUUCAUGAUGAAGGAUAAGGAUGAAGCUAUCCUGUCCAAGAACUUUGAGAGAAACAUUCUUCACUCCGAAGGACCAAAAGAUGAGCAGAAAAAAUGGGAUAAAUGUGAACAAGAUUUGGUCCAUAAAGAACAACAAACAUCUGAAUUAGACAGAUCUCCAUAUUCAUUUGGCUGGGAAACUAAAACUGCACAAUCCCAAUAUCUACGUUUCCUUGGUCAGUUGGCUGCUCUUCCAGGUGAUGGCACUGUCCCCAUACCAGCCACAGAGGAAGCUGUGAAUGAGAAGAUUCAGGAAACUGGUGCAAAUGAGCAACCUUGGAAAUCUAAAACCAAAGACCUUCAGAUGCUCACUAAACGACUGGAGCAGCUGCAUUACCUUUAUAAAGAUACUGCUCAAAAAUCAUCCCAAACUGAAGAAAAGUAUUGGGAACAAAAAAGACCCUUGAAACACCUAGAGGGGAAAAUUGAAAUCAAUGACUUUUUUCAAGGAAGAUUAGACUUGGAUAAGAAGAAAGAAAACUCAAAGACUACAAAUUCCCAAACAGAUGAGCACAGUGAAAAGUUUAAACAGCUAGAGGAAAACAACACUCAACAAAUGAUAUUAAAUAUUCAGCAGAAUUUGCAGAUUGCUACAACACAAAGAUUGGAGGAGAAAAUUCAGAAACUUCAGAAACAGCUCAGUGAUUUGAAAUUGUCAAAUAAAAGUAUGAAAACUCAACUGACAAGAGUAAAUGUCCUUAAAGACAAAACAAUUGAAAAACUCAGGAAAUCUUUAACAAAAGUGGAAACAACAAAAGAGAAGGCAGUUAUGCAAACAGAAAACUUGAAAGCUACAUUAGACUCUGGAGAGCAAGAGGUAGGAUCAGACAAAGAGAGGGCCCAUCAGAUGUUAGAUGCUGUCACUCCUGAGCUCUCCACAGCAAAGGGCACACUUGAAGAAGUACCAGGACAAGAACAAAAGCUUGCUGACUUUCGAGAAACUAUUAUGAAGAUGCUGGGAUUUAACAUGAAAACAGCAGACAAGGAAAUCAUCAAUCAGCUAAGGCUUAUUAUACAGGUUUAUGAAAUAUCUAAAAAAUCAAAGACUGCUUCUGAUUGUGAGACUAGACAGGAUAAUAAAUAAGGAAGUUCUGCCUUUUCAUUGCUGACAACAAUAACUAAGCAACAAUAACUAAGCUGGACGUUUCCUCCAGCAUCUUGAAUAUAGCUACGCUGUGAAUAAAAUGCAUUGGAAAUUUUAA
This is a messenger RNA of Microcebus murinus (gray mouse lemur), 2734 nucleotides long. RefSeq names its product coiled-coil domain-containing protein 170-like. The record is from RefSeq and is a predicted model, not a curated record. Lineage: Eukaryota; Metazoa; Chordata; Mammalia; Primates; Cheirogaleidae.